UACACACAAAGAAAGUACAAGUUCAAAAACUCCUGAAACGUCUAUUUUCGUCCUGACUGUGCAAAUUGCUACGUGUCCAAUUUUCAGUGCGACCGACCUGUCAGUGCGCUAUCGAGGUGAUCCCCAAGUGCAGCAAUUUGAAAACUCACUCUUUAACGUUUUUAAGAAAGUUUGUGGUGAAUUAAAAUGGGAAUGAUAACAAGAGUGCGUGGAAGACUUAGAAGUCUUCACAGCAUUCCCAAGCUGGAUCCUGAGGUCAGGGAUGAAAAAAUUGCCGAAACAGUUUGUCUUCUCUCAGUUUUGUUUUUACUGCCCUACUGUUCACGAGGACAUUCUCCAUUGCUGGUCAGCCUUGGAGGAUGGUGUGUGGCGACGUACUCUUUCUUAGUACUUCCAUUAAUGAUAUCCGCCAACUACAAGUACCCCGUCCGUUGGUUCAGACAUAUUGCUGCUAAAGCACCAGAACUGCUGCGAAAAUAUUCUACACCGAUGUGGUCCAUAAUAUGUAAAAUCUACGGACCCUUGGAUAAGUGCGAGAGAAUUUUCAUGAAAAUGUCCAAUAUUUCCAAUUUAGCGACACAGUUAGUUUUCUUCAUGAUGUGUGACAGGGUCCUUCUGUGCAACUUCGGAGGUCAUAACUGUCCUCAGAAAAAAUUCACUGGUCUCUACACCUUAAUGUUUUACAACGUAAUCGCCUACUGCGUGAGCUACAUUAAAGAGCUAAUCCAAAAAGAGGACUGGAGCAUGACUGUCUCCAUUACGCAACACAGUAAGCUUAAGCACGUAGCCAUGUCAGCGACCAAAAUUGUUCUGGAAUGGACUAAAGCGGUCACAUUCAUUAUAACAGUCACGUUUAUGCUCCUGGUGUUUGGAUUGGAACAAGGUUUGCAGCAUUACCAGCCAACUGCUCUUUACACCCUCAUAACUUGGACCUACUACAUGUGCACCGAGAAAGUGUUCGUGGAACUUUUCCUACCUUUCUUGCUCCUGCUGAAACUAAAAUGCCUGGAAGCACUCGAAGCUUUUUACGCCCCCGUAAUUUUGAGGUACUACACGGUCACCCUGGCGACAAUCUUGGUGUCGUUCUUAACCUUCUACGGUCAAUUGAGGUUCACCAUUUUGGCAUUUUACCUCACGGUCUAUUUGAAAGUGAAGGACAUGGUUUUGAAUUCGUUGAAAAAGCUCAGAGAUGAACAGGCCGUUUUGGGAAAAUUCAGAUAUGCGACGGAAGAAGAGAUCGCUAACUGCGACGAUGUUUGUGCCGUGUGUCUCAGUCCGAUGGAACGUGCCAGGGUCACACCCUGUCAUCACUUGUUCCACGCGGAUUGUCUGAGACAGUGCUUAAAUAAUUCGAUGAUUUGUCCGAUAUGUAAAAGAGAAUACACAUUUGUACAUUAACUAAGGCUUUUUCUGGGUGAUUUUUGCUAAUUGUUUUGGACGGAAGAGGUUGUAACUCAUUCUGUAUGGAAAAUAACUGAUUUCAAAUGAGCGUUCUGAAAAUAAAUUUAUUCGUGAAGUAAAAACAAAAUCGGAAACAUAUUUACAAAAACAAAAAUGUAUAGUUUCAAGUAAACCAUUCUAAAACUAUAAAAUCGAAACUUUUCAAGUGAGUGUGAUACGUAUAGAGUAGGAAUAAUAAAAAUACCAUGAUACCACUCAGCGAUUCAUGUGCAAUUGCGUCUAUCUUUUACUUUAUUUAUUAAAAAAAUAUAUCUACAUUUAUUUCUGGUUGUUUAUUUCUAAAAAUCAAAUACAUAUGUUAUAUAAAAUGCGAAAAAUGUGCCAAAGUUAUAAAUAACUUUUAGUUGACAGCGCUGGUAGCCUAUUUACUAUUUAACGGCGUCUUAGAUCAACAUUAUCAGGUACUAAUUGCUAAUUUGUUAUUUGAUAUUCCACAAUUUUUGUGUUGUUUUCAUAGUUUAAUUAUAGCUGCAGUAUUAACGUGUUUAUUUUAAUUUUAACUUUGACUCGUUUAGACCGAAACAAUUAGCAAUAAAUACUGAACUUUGUAUUUAUUUUUUAUACGUAAAUGGGAGAUUGUAUGACUGUUUAAUUGUAUUUUUAUACAGACGAGUUAGUUUAAUUAGUUUUUACCAAAAAGUUUUGUAUUAGUUUUUAAUACAAACUAAUAUAAAACUGUUUAGGGUUAGAUUUUUGUUAGUGGUAUUUUAUAUAAGAAUGAUGUGCCUAAUUUUAAUGGUCAAUAAAUUUAUUUUGUAUAU
Aethina tumida (small hive beetle) is the source of this 2222-nucleotide messenger RNA. Its product is annotated as E3 ubiquitin-protein ligase hrd-like protein 1. Lineage: Eukaryota; Metazoa; Arthropoda; Insecta; Coleoptera; Nitidulidae. Gene Ontology annotation, cellular component: endomembrane system. The transcript has 4 exons. Gene Ontology annotation, molecular function: ubiquitin protein ligase activity. The record is from RefSeq and is a predicted model, not a curated record. The coding region runs from base 187 to 1398 and encodes 403 amino acids.